AUGGCUCGUUUAUACUUUUAUUAUUCUGCAAUGAAUGCAGGCAAGACAACAUUACUAUUACAAUCUUCUUACAAUUAUAAAGAACGUGGUUUGAGAACAAUGUUAUAUACAGCUAAAAUAGAUAACCGUACAGAAGUAGGAAUAAUUAGUUCUAGAAUUGGUUUAUCAAAGGAAGCUAAUUUAUAUUCACUUGAUACGAAUUUAUAUGAUGAAAUUGACAUAGAAAAUAAUAAAAAGAAAUUAGAUUGUAUAUUAAUUGAUGAGUGUCAAUUUUUAUCUAAAGUACAAGUUAAACAACUUUGUAAUGUAGUAGACAAAUUAAAAAUACCUGUUUUAUGUUAUGGAUUAAGGACUGAUUUUAGAGGAGAAUUAUUUGAAGGAAGUCAAUAUUUAUUAGCUUGGUGUGAUAAAUUAAUUGAAGUUAAAACUAUCUGUCAUUGUGGUAGGAAGGCAACAAUGACUAUGAGAAUUGAUCAAUGUGGUGAUGUUGUUUUAGAUGGUGAACAAAUUAAAAUUGGUGGUAAUGAAAGUUAUGUUUCUGUAUGCCGUGAACACUACAUGCUAAAGGUAUCAAAGCAAUAA
Molecule: messenger RNA, 582 nt
Organism: Cryptosporidium muris RN66
Lineage: Eukaryota; Apicomplexa; Conoidasida; Eucoccidiorida; Cryptosporidiidae
Product: thymidine kinase family protein
Exons: 1
Coding region: 1-582 (193 amino acids)
Biological process (GO): thymidine metabolic process
Cellular component (GO): cytosol
Molecular function (GO): ATP binding; thymidine kinase activity
Source: RefSeq, a predicted model, not a curated record